AGCGGCGCGAGAUCCGAUCCACCACCAUGCAGCGCCUCAACCUCGAGCCUGUUGCCGGCUAUAAAUUCCCACGCAACCUUCGCUCUUCCCACACUCACCUCUGAUCUUGCUCUGCCACCGCAGGAGACCAUGGUGCUCAUUCGCGGCCUCUUGGUCGUCCUCCUCGGCACCGCAUUGCCGCUGCUCUUCUUCUCCCGUGCAGAAGCGGGCGAGGCGGGCGUGAACUAUGGCAGGGUAGCGAACAACCUGCCGAACCCAGCGUCGGUGGUGCAGCUGCUCAAGCAGAACGGCAUCACCAUGGUGAGGAUAUACGACGCCAACCCCCAGGUGCUGACGUCGCUGGCCAACACCGGCAUCAAAGUGAUGGUGAUGAUGCCCAACGAGAACCUUGCUAACGCGGCCACGGAUCCGUCCUUCGCGCUACAGUGGGCUCAGAGCAACGUGGCGGCGUACCACCCAGCCACACAGAUCCAUGGCGUGGCCGUGGGGAACGAGGUGUUCGACUCGGCACCGAACUUGACGCCACAGCUCGUCCCAGCCAUGACGAACGUGCAGGCGGCGCUGUCCAAGCUCGGCCUGGCCGACGCCGUUAAGGUGUCCACGCCGGUUGCGUUCGACGCGCUCAAGGCAUCGUACCCGCCGUCCGCGGGCAGGUUCCGGGACGACGUCGCACAGGCGGUGAUGAAGCCCAUGCUCGACCUCCUGCAGCGGACUGGCUCGUACCUCACGUUAAAUGUCUACCCGUUCUUCGCGUACGCCGAUCAACCAGACAAAAUCUCCCUCGACUACGCCCUAGGGAACUCCAAUCCCGGUGUUCGUGACGACGACACCGGCCUCAUGUACUACAGCCUCUUGGACGCCCAGCUUGACGCCACCUACUAUGCCAUGGAUGAUUUGGGGUAUACAGGUGUGAGCUUGUAUGUUACCGAGAGCGGGUGGCCAUCGCUCGGCAGAAUCCACCGCGGGAGGCCGCCGGCCGAAAUCCGACACGGCGGCAGGAGGCUUUUGGACACCGGGGACGGAGACGCCGCGGCCUCAAUAGCCAACGCCCAAGCAUACAACAAUAACCUCAUCAACCGCGUGCUGUCCGGCAACACGGGCACCCCGCACCGCCCGUCCGCCGACAUGGACGUGUACAUCUUCGCCCUAUUCAACGAGAACAAUAAGGGCGACCCGGACGACACGGAGGCCAACUUCGGCCUCUUCUACCCGAACGAGCAGAAAGUAUACGAGUUCAACUUCCAAGGCGGCGGCGGAUCACCAGGACCACCGACGGCGAGCUGGUGCGUGGCGAAUGCGGCCGUCGGGGACGCGCGGCUGCAGGCGGCACUGGACUACGCAUGCAGCCACGGCGCGGACUGCAGUGCCAUCCAGCCCGGCGGGUCGUGCUUCCAGCCCGACACCAAGCUCGCGCACGCCUCGUACGCAUUCAACAGCUACUACCAGAACAAGGGCCGGGCAAGCGGGACGUGCGACUUUGCCGGCGCCGCUUCCGUGGUCUACCAGGCACCAGCAGACACGUGCAAUGCAAAGGUGAGCUGGUGUGUGGCGAACGCGGCGGUGGGGGACGCGCGGCUGCAGGCGGCGCUGGACUACGCCUGCGGCAAUGGCGCGGACUGCAGCGCCAUCCAACCCGGCGGGGCGUGCUUCCAGCCCAACACCAAGGCCGCGCACGCCUCGUACGCGUUCAACAGCUACUACCAGCGCAAGGACCGGGCAAGUGGGACGUGCGACUUCGCCGGCGCCGCUUCCGUGGUCUACCAGGCACCAGCAGACACGUGCAAUGCAAAGGUGAGCUGGUGUGUGGCGAACGCGGCGGUGGGGGACGCGCGGCUGCAGGCGGCGCUGGAUUACGCCUGCGGCAAUGGCGCGGACUGCAGCGCCAUCCAGCCCGGCAGGGCGUGCUUCCAGCCCGACACCAAGGCCGCGCACGCCUCGUACGCGUUCAACAGCUACUACCAGCGCAAGGACCGGACAAGUGGGACGUGCGACUUCGCCGGCGCCGGCUCCGUCGUCUACCAGGCACCGAAGAUAGGAAACUGCGUGCUCCCAUCCAACGGUUGAACUGAAGAAACAACAGGGAAGUCUAAAGGCUACUAUCUCGGUCUACAGGAUACACUUAUACAGGGAUAAAUCCACAUGAUCAUGUACUUUCAAGAAAAUUCCAGUACUACCGUGUAUAUACAGAACUAGAUAUAUAAUAAUAAAACCGGGGCACCUGCAAAUCGGGUGCGUCUGCACCAGCAGAGGCAUCGCAGCAAUACCAUCCCCACCCCUUCCCUCCCUCUUAUCCUCCAUCUCAAAUACAUGUCAACGUUAACUUUCGCUGGUAAUAAUACUAUAUUCAGUUACUUUUUUAUCGUA
Phragmites australis (common reed) is the source of this 2364-nucleotide messenger RNA. Its product is annotated as glucan endo-1,3-beta-glucosidase 13-like. The transcript has 5 exons. Gene Ontology annotation, molecular function: hydrolase activity, hydrolyzing O-glycosyl compounds. Gene Ontology annotation, cellular component: plasma membrane. The coding region runs from base 130 to 2064 and encodes 644 amino acids. The record is from RefSeq and is a predicted model, not a curated record. Gene Ontology annotation, biological process: carbohydrate metabolic process. Lineage: Eukaryota; Viridiplantae; Streptophyta; Magnoliopsida; Poales; Poaceae.